AUGGAUCAACACUGUUCGCGAGAAGGGAAUCUAGACUACGAUGUUAUAAUCAUCGGAGCGGGUAUCUCUGGCAUAAAUACGGCAUACCGUAUACAAUCCGAGAUCCCCAACUGCAGCUAUAUCAUUCUUGAAGCCAGGGACGCACUGGGAGGUACUUGGGAUCUCUUCCGAUACCCAGGGAUCCGAUCAGAUUCCGACUUAUUCACCUUCGGUUUCUCAUGGUAUUUGUGGCCGUCGGAGAACCCGAUCGCCGAGGCCUCCUCCAUUCUGCAGUACAUGAAAGAGGCAUCUGAGUCUUUCGGUAUUGACAAGAAUAUCUUUUACCAACAUAAAGUCACCACGGCUUCGUGGAUCUCCUCAGAGCAAACAUGGAGGCUUCAAGUAAUCCAUGACGGCCAUCCGGAGCCAACGACGUUGAACACCCGCUUCGUUGUCCUUGCAACGGGAUACUAUGACUACCACCAGCCCCUCGCGAGCCAGAUCCCCGGCUUAGAGAACUUCACUGGUCGCGUGAUCCACCCUCAAUUCUGGCCCCACGACUUUGACUGUACAGACAGGAACGUUGUCAUUAUCGGUAGCGGCGCAACCGCAAUCACGCUGGUUCCGAAAUUGGCGGAGAAAGCAGAAAGGGUGACCAUGCUUCAACGCAGUCCGUCGUACAUCAUGUCUCUUCCGAAUCGCAGAACCACAACCUGGCUGGGAAAGCUACUUCCCAGCGCCAUCGCAAGCAGGAUAGCACGUUUUCGCAAAAUGAUCACUUCCCGUGUGUUCUUUCUAUUCUGUCGUGCGUUUCCCAUCCCAGCACGAUGGCUGCUACGUCACGCUACAACCAGACAGUUACCGAAACACAUUCCUUAUGACCCCCAUUUCAACCCGAAGUACAAUCCAUGGGAUCAACGACUGUGUAUCUGUCCCGACGGAGACUUCUACGCCGCUUUGCACACGGGGAAAGUGGAUGUGAUAACGGAUACUAUUGCCGAAGUCCAGGAGACUGGGAUCACAUUGAAUUCGGGAGCUGUCCUCAAAGCUGACAGCAUUAUCACUGCCACUGGACUAAAACUGCAGUUUGGGGGUGGGAUCGAGAUCCUCGUCGACGAGAAAAGGUUCGACAUGUCCCAAAAGUUCCUUUGGCGAGGAAACAUGCUGCAGGAUCUCCCGAAUGUUGCACUAGUGAUUGGAUACACCAAUGCGUCCUGGACUUUGGGAGCAGAUACAACCGGUAUAUUCAUUAGCCGGCUUCUACGGGACAUGGAGAAAAGAAACAUCGGGGUUGCGGUUCCCCGUCUCCAGGACGUGAAGUUGGAUCCAUGUCGACUAUUGGACCUCAACUCGACCUACGUCAACGCAGCAGAGCGGAACUUGCCCAAGGCCGCCCUCCAGGCUCCGUGGAAACCCAGGGAUAAUUACUUUUCUGAUUUGAUGUUCGCGAAAUACGGGAGGUUAGAUGACUCAUUGGAACUGGUGAAUAGGUGUAACUGGAAUGUCAACAGUAAAAAGCACCUGUAA
Molecule: messenger RNA, 1506 nt
Organism: Aspergillus steynii IBT 23096
Lineage: Eukaryota; Fungi; Ascomycota; Eurotiomycetes; Eurotiales; Aspergillaceae
Product: flavin-containing monooxygenase
Exons: 1
Coding region: 1-1506 (501 amino acids)
Molecular function (GO): flavin adenine dinucleotide binding; N,N-dimethylaniline monooxygenase activity; NADP binding
Source: RefSeq, a predicted model, not a curated record